CACCGGUGCUGCAGUAACGAGUGGAAGGUGGAAGUGAGAUUAGCUCCUUUGGCUACAUUUCGUGACACUGAGUAAAUUAAAAAAUAAAAUAACCUGCUACUGAUUUACACUACUCGUUAAAGCUUACAUGUACGCGUUAGAAGGCACGGCGUCGACCACGUAUUCUGACAGUAAGGUGUCUGCGGAGGGACAUAUCCACUUUGGUCCGUGCAUUAUAUGUACCGUGAGCUAACGAUAGCAGGCAGCGAGGCGUGUAGCCACUCAACUUCUCGGACAGGCGCCACCGAUUUUGGCCUAUUUUCUCCUAAACAUGCCUAUUCAGCUAACAAGUCAGGCUUACUGUAAAAUGCUUUUACAUGCCGCCAAGUAUCCUCACUGCGCCGUGAAUGGACUGCUGGUGGCAGAAAAAACCAAGGAGAAAAAGAAGGACAGCCACAGUGAGCCGGUUUUGUGUGUGGACUGUGUGCCGCUGUUUCACGGCACUCUUGCUCUGGCACCGAUGCUAGAAGUAGCUUUAACACUGAUCGAUACCUGGUGUAAAGAAAAUAACUAUGUCAUUGUUGGAUAUUAUCAAGCCAAUGAACGCAAAAAGGAUUCAAGACCCAACCAAGUUGCAGAAAAAGUGGCUGCCAGGAUUUCUGAGAACUUCAGUGAAGCAGCCAUUGUUAUGGUGGACAACAGUAGGUUAACAAUUAGCUGUUUUGAACCCAUUGUGCUCAUUUAUGAUCAUCAUGAAAACAAGUGGAAAAGCAGAGAAGUAACUUCUGACUGCUUCGAGGACUGGGGCGAAGCCCAGAAGAUCACAUCCGCUCUGUUGGAGGGCAGGUCCUACGAGAACUUGAUUGACUUUGACAAUCACUUGGAUGAUCUAAGGAACGACUGGACCAACCCUGUGAUCAACAAGUCUGUCCUGGAUCUGUGCUAAAACCCUCAGUCAGGAGUAACCUGGACACGCACACAGAAAUAUUGCUGCCACUUCAGCAUGCAUGAUGCUACUUAUCGUGUAGCACAGGAGUACAAAAAUGCUGAACGCAUAGUCUUUGUUCCAUCAAAAGGCUCCCAUACUGAUGGGAACUUGUGGAGCACUGACCAGCGCCAUAUGUGCACUGUUGGUAUGUGUCCACCUUUACAAGGUGAUACUGAUAAAGGCAAUUAUGUUUUUGAAUGCAACUUAAAUGAGUUUUUUUUCUGCAAUGGUUUGUGUUUAUUCAUAGUUGUGUGCAUUAAGUUAAAUUCUAGAGUAUUUUAUCUGUUUUUCCCUCUUUUACAGCCAGUAGCCAUAAAGGGAUCCUAAAUUAUAUUAAAAAAAAGUGAUGAUUGUACUACUGACAUAUGAUUUAAAUAUGUUCCUUAUUAAAUGUAUUAAAUUUCUAGUUUGCUAUGAGCCCUGAAACAAAAUUCACACGUAGAGCUGUAGUCUGAGGACGUUUGUGGGAAGGUUAAUAAAACACUUGUAAGAAGAACGUAUAGGCAGAACCAGAGAGACGGCAGUCUUAAAGGUUUUUCUUAUCGGACUGUAUGUCAUCUAACUUCAGUCCUUCUGUUGAGGCACCAGCAAUGACAAUGGGAUGAUUGACUCAAGAGCUUUGACUUUAAGUAAUUAAUGCUCACACAAACAUUUCUAUGAUGUGUUUCUCCUGUUACGGUCACUGGUGUGCUUUAGAACGUCGGCGUAUUGGGUUUUGAUUGUUCUGGUAGAUUUGUUCAGAAAUAUAAUGCACUGAAUCAGAUCACAUGGAUGUGUGAAUUCUGUUUUAUGUUGGAUAUCUGUUUUAAGGAUUAGGAAAUAGUAUUUAUUUAUACUUAAAUGACCACUCUAAAUCCUACUAUUUAAUAAAUAAUCUUAAAAAUUUAAAUACUUAAUGUGAAGAUGCAUAACUACUUUUGUAUUUGAGAUUAGAAUUAAUAAGAGCUAGUUACUUAAAUAAUUGUGUGGACAAAUUUUUUUACAGACAUUUUAUGAACUGAAUGUACAAUGAAACUUUUGAAACUA
Messenger RNA from Dicentrarchus labrax (European seabass), 1993 nucleotides. It is a transcript of the gene emc8, whose product is annotated as ER membrane protein complex subunit 8. The record is from RefSeq and is a predicted model, not a curated record. Bases 311 to 925 code for a protein of 204 amino acids. Gene Ontology annotation, cellular component: EMC complex. Lineage: Eukaryota; Metazoa; Chordata; Actinopteri; Moronidae. The transcript has 5 exons.